Molecule: messenger RNA, 774 nt
Organism: Rangifer tarandus platyrhynchus (Svalbard reindeer)
Lineage: Eukaryota; Metazoa; Chordata; Mammalia; Artiodactyla; Cervidae
Source: the annotation of a GenBank genome assembly
AUGGGGCCGGUUCUGGGUGUCGGGGGCUUCCUCGAGGCCCAAGCGCGAUCCCUGCAAGGCAGCCCGCGGCCAGCGGGCCCAGGCCGGGCGGGGCCCGUGCGCAGCUCGGUGGCUGCGCCGGACUGCUGCGGAGGCCUCGGCAACCUAGACUUCAGGAAGGCAGACCUCUGCAUUAUGACCCGGCUGCUCGGCUACGUGGACCUCUCGGAACCCCACUUUGUGGCUGCCGUCCUUGCCAUUGUCUUCAAUCCUCUCUUCUGGAAUGUGGUCGCGAGAUGGGAACACAAGACCCGAAAGCUGAGCAAGGCCUUUGGGUCCCCCCGCCUGGCCUGCUACACCCUGGGUGGGGCCAUCCUGCUCCUGAACAUCCUGCGCUCCCACUGCUUCACGCAGGCCAUGCUGAGCCAGCCCCGGAUGCAGAGCCUGGACAACCCCGCAGCCUACCACGUGGGCCUGGCACUCCUGGGAGUGGGCGGUGUGUUCGUCUUUUCCAGUUUCUUGGCGCUGGGCUUCACCGGGACCUUCCUAGGUGACUACUUCGGGAUCCUCAAGGAGGCCAGAGUGACCAUGUUCCCAUUCAGCGUCCUGGACAACCCCAUGUACUGGGGCAGCACGGCCAUCUACCUGGGCUGGGCCAUCGUGCACGCCAGCCCCACCGGCCUGCUGCUGACCGCGGUGGUGGCACUCAUCUACAUGGUCGCCAUCCUGUAUGAAGAGCCCUUCACCGCUGAAAUCUAUCAGCAGAAAGCCUCCCAGGCCUGUAAGAGGAGCUGA